This is a messenger RNA of Sarcophilus harrisii (Tasmanian devil), 1221 nucleotides long. RefSeq names its product serine/arginine repetitive matrix protein 1-like. The coding region runs from base 1 to 1221 and encodes 406 amino acids. The record is from RefSeq and is a predicted model, not a curated record. NCBI's taxonomy places the organism in Eukaryota, Metazoa, Chordata, Mammalia, Dasyuromorphia, Dasyuridae. The transcript has 3 exons.
AUGAGGCGUGCCCUUGCUGCAUCCCGCAGCGCAGAGCUCAUAGGACGGGUUGGAGGGGCUUGCGGGAUAAGACGGCGCUUGAUUGGCCACGCUAAGAAGCUAAGCUUGGGAGAGGACACGGGGGGAGGGGGUACGAGUGCUCACCACGGAAGUUACAUCAGCAGGUGCUUAAAGGGCCAGCAGGGGCCUCGAGGUAACUUAUUCCGGCGGCGCCCCCCACCCCCCACGGAAAGACUGAGGCCAGACACAAGACAAACGCAGGAGCCUGACAGGUUAGUUGGGGGCGGAAGCGCAAGGCCCUCUUCUCCCGCGCUGCGCGAACGCAACUCCUCCCCCUCUCCCCCCAGCCCACCGUCUUCGUCUCGUCUCGCGGCCCAGACCCCCUCUCCUUCUUCCGCUUCCCCAUUUUUCUGCAGGAAUCAGAACUCAAAUUGGGCGCCAAGGCGUCCCCGCCCACCGUGCGUAGGGCGGGGAACGCAGGCCCGGAAGGGCUGCAGCGAGACAGGCCGAGGUGGAGACACAAAGGAGGCGGGGCUUAUCCAGACUCCCGGGAAAGAAGCGUGGCUUGUCACUCACUGGGAGGGGGCCGGACUUAGCCUAUCUCCCGAGGAAAGAGUGGCGAGGACGAGACAGAGGCGGCGCCCGCCCAGUAAACGUGAGGCGGGGAGCGCCGCCCCUGCGACUAAAAGAGAGCGGCAGGGGGAGGGGCCUGGCGCAUCUUGCGGAGCUCCGGCCGCGGUUCCCGGGCAGUCUGCCGUGCCGCCGAGGCGCAUCUGGACGUGUGCGGUAAGUGCCGCGCUCAGCCCCGGUGUCGUGGGACCCUCGAAUCCCCCCGCUCCUCCUGUCCCCCCCUCUCCCCCCCCGAGCUGGGUGUACCGGGAGCUGCUGCUUCUGGGCCUCGCUGUUCUCCCUCCUUUCUUCUCUCCUGUGCCCUCUCUUCCCGUCAAUUCACGCCCGAUCUCGGCGGGACCCGAGCUGAAGGGACAGGAUUCUCCGCCUCCAUCCCGCGGGCUUGCGGCUGCGCGCGCCUGGCUGCGGGAGGGUCUUUCCUUUGUCUGCCGUCCGUGGCUGAUGCAGCGGGAGAGGCUCGGGGAACAGCUCGGCGCGCUUCCCAGCAGAGACGAUCCGACGGGUCUGCCCCCAAAACCUGCCCCCCGCUCUGUAACCAGGAGAUGGCAGACCAGGGGGGGAGCAGAAGGGGGGCUGGAGGAAGGGACUUAG